Molecule: messenger RNA, 2928 nt
Organism: Rattus norvegicus (Norway rat)
Lineage: Eukaryota; Metazoa; Chordata; Mammalia; Rodentia; Muridae
Gene: Mc1r
Product: melanocortin 1 receptor
Exons: 1
Coding region: 792-1745 (317 amino acids)
Biological process (GO): signal transduction; G protein-coupled receptor signaling pathway; regulation of gene expression
Cellular component (GO): membrane; plasma membrane
Molecular function (GO): corticotropin receptor activity; G protein-coupled receptor activity; melanocortin receptor activity
Source: RefSeq, marked validated
ACUGCCAUGCUUCUAACAGAGCGUGUGAGUGAUGGUGGGAGGCAGGGGGGCCUCAUUCACAGGCAGCACAGCAUGGGAGUGGAAGGAGGUUUUGGACGACUCAGGAAAGUGAUUUUUGAGAUGGGUUUGGAAGUUUAGGUAGGGCUACACAGGGCAGGUUCUAUCUAGUGAGGCUGGAUGCCUGAAAGGGAUUGUCAAGUCACAGGGGCUUUGAACACAAAAGGGAGAUGCAAGACCCCGGGUUGGAGUCUGAAGCUAGGUUUUCCAGUUUCUCCUUGCUACUUAUGCCCCCUAGAGGCAGUCUAGGGUGCUGGGACACUCGCACAUGCCCAUCAUGUGGCUACCCUCAGAAGGAGGGGCUCCAGGGACAGUUAAAAGAUUCAGAGAAAGGCAUUCUUCCCCAGACCUCAGCCUACCCUGGCUUGGCGAGGCAAGGAACCGAGAAGUUGGAGGUGUCAAGUUUAGAAAUGUCUCUACCUGAGCCACUUGGGGAGAGACAUGGGGAACAGCAGAAAGCUAAGCUCCUUCACACUGGCAGUGAGACUCCGUGAGUAGAGCUCAGGGUCCUAGCCAGGAAGUGUCUAGACUGCCUAUGCCAUGCCUAGGCUGACCUGUCCAGGCAGACAGGGCACAUGUGUGAAGGAACAUCGGAGCAUGCCCGUAUGGAAAGAGGAAGGUCUGGGGAAUGUCAGAGACCCCUGACAACAACAUGAGCUGAGUCGGAAGCUGGAAGCUCAUACCACCUGGAGCUGCAGCCUCCACGGACUGCUUCCUACUUCCGGAACAAGACUAUGCCCACUCAGGGGCCCCCGAAGAGGCUUCUGGGUUCUCUCAACUCCACUUCCAUCACCACCUCUCACCUCGGACUGGCCACCAACCAGACAGGGUCUUGGUGCCUGCAUGUGUCUAUCCCAGAUGGCCUCUUCCUCAGCCUGGGGCUGGUGAGCCUGGUGGAGAACGUGUUGGUUGUGGUAGCCAUCACCAAAAACCGCAACCUGCACUCGCCCAUGUAUUACUUCAUCUGCUGUCUGGCCCUGUCUGACCUGAUGGUGAGUGUGAGCAUCGUGCUGGAGACCACUAUCAUCCUGCUGCUGGAGGCAGGCAUCCUGGUGGCCCGCGCGGCUCUGGUGCAGCAGCUGGACAAUGUCAUCGACGUGCUCAUCUGUGGCUCCAUGGUGUCCAGUCUCUGCUUCCUGGGUGUCAUCGCCAUAGACCGCUACAUCUCCAUCUUCUACGCGCUGCGUUACCACAGCAUUGUGACACUGUCCCGGGCACGAAGGGCCGUCGUGGGCAUCUGGGUGGUCAGCAUCGUCUCCAGCACCCUCUUCAUCACCUACUACAAACACACGGCCGUCCUGCUCUGCCUCGUCACUUUCUUCCUAGCCAUGCUGGCACUCAUGGCAAUUCUGUAUGUCCACAUGCUCUCUCGAGCGUGCCAGCAUGCUCAGGGCAUUGCCCGGCUCCACAAAAGGCGGCACUCCAUCCGACAAGGCUUCUGUCUGAAGGGCGCCGCCACCCUUACUAUCCUUCUGGGGAUUUUCUUCCUGUGCUGGGCCCCUUUCUUCCUGCACCUCUUGCUCAUCGUUCUCUGCCCUCAGCACCCCACCUGCAGCUGCAUCUUCAAGAACUUCAACCUCUUCCUCAUCCUCAUUAUCCUCAGCUCCAUCGUGGACCCCCUCAUCUACGCUUUUCGAAGCCAGGAGCUCCGCAUGACACUCAAGGAGGUGCUGCUGUGCUCGUGGUGAGCAGAGAAGUGGCUUUCGGUCUCACGGCCAGGACGCUGGGCAGAGGGUGACAGUGAUAUCCAGUGGCCCACAUCCUGUUGAGAUCACAGGUACUCAUCCCUUCCUGAUCUCCCUUUGUCUAAGGGUGGACUGGAUGAACUUUAAAAUAGAAACACAAUGUGCCCGGGGCCAGGAGAAAGGGUAGCUGUGACUGCAGGGUCACCCAGGGCGGCCAUGGGAAGUGGAGGAAACAGGGAUGGGGACUCUAUCCCUGGGCAAGGGUCAAACCAUAGGCUCCUGGAGAGCUUCACCUCUCCACACUGACAAGGCAACCCCUACUCAGCCCUUCGGGUCAUUCAGCUUGGGCCCUCUGCUGCUGGGACAGACAGGAAGUCUCUAAGUUAAAAGAAUAACAGACAAGAGCUGUGGUGGAACAUUCUUUCUGGAGGAGGCUUCUGAUAGGAAGAUUUGUGGCCACAAAAACCCAGCCAGAGCCAUGCUGUAGACUGCUUAAGGAAGUGAGGCCCCUCCUCAACACACGGAUCAGAAUUGUAAAAUGUGCAUCUUGAACAAGGGACCUGCCCAUUUGCCCAAGCGGUGUGGGACUGACUUAAAGACCCAUAGUACGGCUCAUGGGAAUCCAAAGAGGUGGGGACCCAGCUGCCCAAACCCACAGGCUACUGUUUCAAGUGCCUCCUCUGGCCUCAGGAGGGACUGUUGGCUUAUCACUGACCACAGCCUGUGGCUCUGAGCCAGGAUGCAGUUGAAAUGCUAAGGUUGGAUGGAGCCUCUUCACCAUCUUCCCUAGCUCUCUCCAGAAGUUGAAGUUUGGGUGGGAGGACAGGGAGAGGAGUCACGUUAGGGAGAGGUGAGUCUCAGAGGCCACAGUCCUAAAGGGCACCAAGUACCCCCCAAUCAGGCCCUCUUGGCUUCCUCUCUCUGACUACAAACUCCAGCUCAGAGCAAGCAGCUGUGGGUUCCCCUUGCCUCUACGGUGACAAGACUCUCUUUGUUCAGGCUCCUUCCAGUGCAUGCACACACAGUAGCAGGACCGCAGCAUCUCAGCCCCUGAUAUGACCCAUCCGUAACCUUGGCCAGAGCCUGUCCCUUUCCUGCCCCCAUUGUGUAGCACCUUCAUCCUACUUUGAGUUGCCCCGAGAAUCCCAGAGGUGGAGAGACCCUGAAGCACCUGUAGUGUGGACCA